GUAGCGGUUGGUCAUGUGACUUGUGUUUUGAAAAUUUGUCAAGGAAGAGAAGCACUUUGGAGAUUUUCCUCAAUUAUUUUAACCUUUUUUGGCCUCUAAACCUGGGCCAUUUUCAAGACACUCUGUCUGUGGUAGCUUAGGUCAUUAUGGCAUCCAGUGAAGUCCCAGUACCAACAACAGAAAGUGCACCAGUAGAAACUGAGACAUAUGACAACAACCAGACCUAUGAUGACCAGAGUUAUGAAAAUCCAAGCUUUUCCAACAAGCGUCCAGUUGAUGAAUCAGAUGGAUAUGAACAGCAUGUAACAAAAAGAAUGCGUGUAGAAGCUGGUGAAGGACCAAACACCAUUCUCAGGAUUUUGGUGAACAGCAAAGAUGCUGGUGGUAUUAUUGGAAAGGGAGGUUCAAAUAUCAAGCGACUGAGAGAACAGUUCAAAGCCACAGUCAAUAUCCCCGACACAAGUUGCCCAGAGCGAGUGCUGAGCAUCAAUGCUGUCCUUGGUUCAGCUUUAACAAUCUUACAUGAAUGCAUUCCCAAGAUAUGCGAGUCUCAACUGCGAGUAAACCCUCGCGAUGACCCGGAGAUUCAGAUGCUGGUACAACAGAGUCAGGCUGGAAGUAUCAUUGGACGCGGUGGAUCCAAAAUAAAGAGUUUAAGAGAGGCUACAAAGACAAAUGUAAAGGUUUUCCCUGAUUGUCUUCCUGAAUCCUCAGAAAGAAUUGUGGCCAUUCAAGGAACACCUGAUCACAUUGUCGACUGCGUUCAAAAUAUCUGUGAAACAUUAAGAGAGACACCGACCAAAGGCCAGAUCAACCUUUACGAUCCCAGCCAAGUUGGUUCGUUCCACGGUGAUUUCGGCGGUUUUCACCAAGGUGGAGGGUUCGGACGUGGGGGCCGAGGACGCGGUGGCAGAGGAGGGCGAGGUAGAGGUGGGGGGAGAGUGUAUACUGGACGUAGUGGAAAUAGCGGUGGAGGUGGUCCAAACUUUGGACCCGGGCCCAUGGAAGGGGGGCCACCCCCUGGAGGAAUGUUUGGUGGAGGGCAAAUGCCCGGUGAUUUUCCUGUGGACAACUUCAACGCGAAUCCCGGGGCGCAACAAUUUGAUCCAAACAGCACCACAACACAAGUUACCAUCCCGAAAGAUCUGGCUGGGUCUAUCAUUGGUCCUGGUGGGAACAGAAUUAACCGAAUCAGGCGCGAUACGGGUGCCAAUAUCAAGAUUGACGAACCAAUGCCUGGUUCCAACGACCGAAUUAUAACAAUCAGUGGAACACAAGAUCAGAUCAACCACGGUCAAUAUUUGAUGCAAAAAUGCGUUCGUGAAUAUUCUGGCAAGAAGUUUUAAGUUUUGGCCUUCCCAUCUCGAACAGUGUAAAUAAAUGACUUCAAAUGAAGAGCUGAAGACGAGACCGUUCGUGCUUCGUUUACAAGCACCGAUUUUAGUUACCCAGAGUCUUAUAUAGUUGUAUUCUCGUCUUUUACUUUAUGUAUCCAUAAGUGAAGUGAAUAAACGUGGUGUUA
This is a messenger RNA of Dendronephthya gigantea, 1522 nucleotides long. Its product is annotated as heterogeneous nuclear ribonucleoprotein K-like. Gene Ontology annotation, biological process: regulation of mRNA splicing, via spliceosome; regulation of transcription by RNA polymerase II. The record is from RefSeq and is a predicted model, not a curated record. Lineage: Eukaryota; Metazoa; Cnidaria; Anthozoa; Malacalcyonacea; Nephtheidae. Bases 147 to 1346 code for a protein of 399 amino acids. The transcript has 16 exons. Gene Ontology annotation, cellular component: nucleus; cytoplasm. Gene Ontology annotation, molecular function: mRNA binding.